Molecule: messenger RNA, 1565 nt
Organism: Ixodes scapularis (black-legged tick)
Lineage: Eukaryota; Metazoa; Arthropoda; Arachnida; Ixodida; Ixodidae
Gene: Bap55
Product: actin-like protein 6B
Exons: 13
Coding region: 141-1436 (431 amino acids)
Biological process (GO): nervous system development; regulation of transcription by RNA polymerase II
Cellular component (GO): SWI/SNF complex; NuA4 histone acetyltransferase complex
Molecular function (GO): chromatin binding
Source: RefSeq, a predicted model, not a curated record
UUUCGCCAUCUAGCGUGACGCGGUUGAAGCUUCCACUGUUGUUUCACGUUGCGUGGUGCGAGGAGCUCGAACUCUCUUUUUCGGGGUGUGCCGACGUUCACGAUAUAACACGAAUCGAAAAACAACAACAUAAGAAAGCCAUGAGUGGUGGCGUCUACGGCGGAGAUGAGGUCGGAGCGCUGGUGUUUGACCUCGGCCACUAUUCUGUGCGGGCCGGCUACGCGGGCGAAGAUUCUCCAAAGGCGGAGAUCCCCAGUGCGGUAGGUGUGAUCGAGGAGCUGAUCGGCGAUGGGCCCGAGGCCGACUCGAAGGAGCUGGGUGCUGCCACGCCCCAGUCCCAGAAGAAGUACUUCCUGGACACGACGAGCAUUCACGUGGCACGGGCAAACAUGGACAUGUCCACUUUCCUGAAGGACGGCAUGGUGGAGGACUGGGACCUGUUUGAAAAGCUUUUGGACUACACGUACAGCCGCCACAUCAAGUCUGAGCCCCACCUCCACCCUGUGCUCAUGUCCGAAGCAGCGUGGAAUGCACGCACCAAGCGGGAGAAGAUCACGGAGAUCAUGUUUGAGAAGUACGGGGUGCCGGCCUUCUUCCUGGUGAAGAACGCAGUGCUGGCGGCCUUUGCCAAUGGCCGGUCGACGGGCAUCGUGGUGGACAGCGGGGCCAGCCAGACGUCCGCCAUUCCGGUCCACGACGGAUACGUCCUCACUCAGGCCGUGGUAAAGUCUCCCCUGGCUGGCGAUUUCAUCUCGAUGCAGUGCAAGCAGUUCCUCGAGGAGCAAGGCAUUGACAUUGUGCCCACCUACAUGCUGGCUAGCAAGGAAGCUGUGAAGGAAGGCGAGGCACCCCGAUGGACCAAGAAGAACAACCUCCCCGACGUGAACAAGUCGUGGCACAACUACAUGGUCAAGGAAGUGGUGCAGGACUUUCAAAGCUCGGUGCUUCAGGUCCUCGACUCUCCGUACGACAAAGAGACGGUGGAGAACAUGCCCACGGUGCACUAUGAGUUCCCCAACGGCUACAACCUGGAUUUCGGCUCAGAGCGCUUCAUGAUUCCAGAGUCCCUCUUCGACCCCACCACCAUCAAGGGCGCCCCUGGUACGACCAUGAUGGGAGCAGCACAGGUGGUCACAACCAGCGUGGGGAUGUGCGACAUCGACAUUCGACCGAGCCUGUACGGCAGCGUGACCAUCACAGGAGGCAACACCCUGCUCCAAGGGUUCACGGAGCGGUUGAACCGUGACCUCUCUGCUAAGACGCCUCCCAGCAUGCGCCUGAAGAUCAUCAGCACCAAUGGAACCGCGGAACGAAGAUUCGGGGCGUGGAUUGGUGGAUCAAUCCUGGCCUCUUUGGGCACCUUCCAGCAGAUGUGGAUCUCGAAGCAGGAGUACGAGGAGGGAGGGAAGUCGCAGGUCGAGAGGAAGUGUCCCUGAGCGUUCCGCUUUCCCGACCCUGGAAGGAGACAAACACGCAGACGGCGGUUUUAGUUGUACAUAGAGCGAAGCUCGACGCAAUUCCCUUAAAUAAAGUAUGGGCAUCUGCAUGCCCGCUCCCACAGCUUC